UGAGGCAGCGCGAGUGGAUCCAGCAUGUUUCUAUUUUUUGCCUUCCCUUUGACUCGGGAAGCACUCGCGAAAACUAACUGCAAGACAUAAUCGUGGUGUGUUUGUGUGCUUGAAUGUAGUGCUGGUGAUGGCAGCAGCUCGGCCCCCUCCAUGCGUGAUUGACUGCGGGACAGGGUACACCAAGAUUGGUUAUGCUGGAAACACGGAGCCCCAGUUCAUCAUGCCAACCUGUAUUGCGAUCAGAGAAUCAGCCAGUGUUGGAGAUCAAGCACAGAGACGUCUCGUGAAAGGGGUGGAUGACCUUGAUUUCUUCAUUGGAGAUGAAGCCAUCGAUAAGCCCAACUAUGCAACCAAGUGGCCCAUCAGACAUGGUAUUAUUGAGGACUGGGACUUCAUGGAAAAGUUUAUGGAGCAGGUCAUAUUUAAAUAUCUCCGAGCUGAGCCCGAGGACCACAACUUCCUGAUGACAGAACCUCCUCUAAAUACCCCAGAGAACCGGGAAUACUUAGCUGAGAUCAUGUUUGAAACAUUCAACGUCCCAGGAUUGUACAUCGCUGUUCAGGCUGUUUUGGCAUUGGCAGCAUCUUGGACUUCAAGACAGGUUGGAGAAAGAACACUAACAGGAAUUGUGAUUGAUAGUGGUGAUGGAGUUACUCAUGCCAUACCCGUGGCAGAAGGGUAUGUGAUUGGCAGCUGUAUAAAGCACAUCCCCAUAGCAGGCAGAGACAUCACCUACUUCAUUCAACAGCUGCUAAGAGAGCGAGAGAUCGGCAUUCCUCCAGAACAGUCACUGGAGACUGCGAAAGCUGUUAAAGAAAGGUAUUGCUACAUCUGUCCAGACAUCGUGAAGGAAUUCACCAAAUAUGACAUGGACCCUGGAAAAUGGAUUAAAAAAUACAAGGGAAUCAAUGCUAUCAGCAAAAAUGAAUUUCAAAUAGAUGUCGGAUACGAGCGUUUUCUGGGACCAGAGAUAUUUUUUCACCCCGAGUUUGCCAACCCAGACUUCAUGCAGCCCAUCUCGGAUGUUGUGGAUGAAGUGAUUCAGAACUGCCCUAUAGAUGUCAGAAGACCGCUAUACAAGAACAUAGUCCUGUCGGGUGGCUCCACAAUGUUUCGGGACUUUGGCCGCAGGCUGCAGAGGGACCUCAAGCGUGUUGUGGAUGCCAGACUAAGACUGAGUGAGGAGCUCAGUGGCGGCAGAAUAAAGCCCAAGCCCAUGGAAGUGCAGGUUAUAUCCCAUCACAUGCAGCGAUACGCAGUGUGGUUUGGCGGAUCUAUGCUGGCUUCUACGCCUGAAUUCUUCCAGGUCUGCCACACUAAGAAGGACUAUGAGGAAUACGGACCUAGAAUCUGUCGCCACAACCCUGUCUUUGGCAUCAUGUCCUAGUUCUGGUCUUGCACCCCCUUGUAAGCCUAGAUAUCAAUUCAAUCGAUUUAUCACCUCCCUGUACUACGCUUUGAUUGCCACUCCUCUUUGAAAAGGAAUAAUUCAGGCUUUGACAAGCUUAGAAUAGAAAGAACAAAGCUUUUUGUUUAUCAGUGAAAAUGUCAAAGCCAGGCACAGGGGUAUUAUGUGGAUUGGAUCGGGAGACUUGAGGCUUGUGCUUUGAUAGCAAGCGCUGAUGUUCAAUAUUCCAAAUGCAGCGUGCAAGAGAAAUUCGAGAAUCGCACAUUGACUGCAGCCUGUUCAAGUGAAGCCGUUCAGUGGGGUUUGUUUACUUUGCAACACAUUCAGUGUAUUGUUUGUGGUAUAAAAGAAUAGACCGACCCAAAAUUAAUAUUCAGUCAUCAUUCUGUUUAGGUACAAUAUUUAUCUGUUUUUUCUAUAAUACACAGAUCUAUAAUAGGGGAUGCUUAGCAGAGGUUAGCCACAUAGAAAUCUGAUAUGGCUAAAAUCAUUCUGAAAACGUACUGCUAUAUACAUUUCUGCAGAGCGCCAAAUAUGUCCCAGGAGCUAUGUUUUUUUUUUGUUGCAGUUUUUGUAUUCGUGAAUCCACCAGAGGCUGCUUUGUACGCUUUUUGAGAGCUCAAAUUUCUCUCGCAAGUGUCAUUUGCACCUACUGUUUUUGCGUAAAUCCACCAGAGGCUGCUGUCGACUGACUGAAUGACUGACCGAUUACUGACCGACUCCCGUAUUUUACAGUUCUUUCCCGCUAUCGUCCCGUAAAAGUAUUUUCCCGUAUUUAUCCUGUAAUUCCAGUCUUUCUCUGAAGGGUGGCAAAUAAACAUUAAAGAGCCGAUCCUCCCUAUACGCAACCCAUACUGCCGAACCACCAGGGGCCGCCCCUUGUUCUUAAAUUUCGCUUUGCUUAAGCAUGAAAACUCUUUGAAAUAAAUAUAAAAACCGAGGGAUUCCCUUUCCUUUUCAUUACAGGCGCCGUCUCCCCUUCAUAUGCAAACCUCAAAACAGUCAUACAGUGGUGCGUGACUGUCGAUUCUGUACACGUGUUUUGAAGUGGAGCGAAAGUCUGGGUUUAGGAUGCGUGUUUGAACAGACAUAUACACAUAAUUAAUAAUAAUAAUAAUAUCUAAAGAUGUCGAUCUUGGUGGGUUUUUUUUUUUCAAAUACAACUAAUUUUUCCCUAAAACCUCCGAGAGACUUGGAAUGCCUGCAGAACGAUAUCAGGGUGUCUCAUGCAGCACUUUAAGUGAGGUUACAUAGUUUAUUUGACUCCUGAUACCUGGCACCUCGCAUCAGUAUCAGGCGUCACAUCCUGAGUGGAACUUCAGGAUGUGAUUCAAGUGCUUGUGCAUGAGUUUUCUUUUAUUUAUGCUCAUUACAAAGACAACUUGCUCACAAAGAUAUAUGGUUCCAAACAUAGUGGCUAAUUUGUAUGAAUUCGUACAAUCUCAUUUGUACAAUUUAGUACGAUUUGCUUAUCCACCAAUGACGGUUAGCUUUAGGGGUGUGGUUCGGGACCACGCCUCCUUUUUAAAAUGGUUAAUAUUCAUACGGCUAUACUCGUACGAAUUAGCUACUAAACUGACAAAGCGUAAAAUAGUUGUUUCCUCGUGAGAUCACCUCAGUUUGGUAUGACAGGGCACACAUGUGGUCUUUCUCUCUGAGAAGGCUGUCAAACAGAUGCUGAUUCUUGCUUCUGGAUCGGAUGAACUUAAUAGUUUGCUAUUCCGCCAUCCAGUGGAUACAAUUAGAACAGUAGUUUCUUUUAUUAAAAAAUUGCAGCUCAUUUGUAUACUUUACAGAAUCAUCUCGUGGGCCGCAUUAAACCAGUUUGUGGGCCUGAUCUGGCCUGUGGGUCGUACAUUUGACACCCCUGAUCUAGAGCGCAUAUAGCGCUAUAUGGGGGUGAGAGUAUGCAUAUUACUCUGAAAGCCAAAAUGAUGACUUGGACACCUCUAUGGUCUUAUGGACCAUCCACUUGCACAUGUCAGUUAAGUCACUGAGACUCAAGUGCACUAAAGUGCCAAUACUAAAGCAAGCUUGGACUGCAAUAGUUUAAGGUGCCAUUUGGGAAAGGUCUAGAGUCCACUUCAAGAGUUGAGCAAAAGUAAGCAAAUUACCCUUGUGUGUGGCAGUUUUGGCUGUGGACAAGAUCUUUAUGUGAAAUUAAUUUCGAUAGUCACAGACAGUCACAGAAUAUAUUUUCUAGCAGGAGCUAGCCGUUGAAUGUAUAUGCUGCUAUUGCAGUGCAUUAUGGGACUCAAUGGGUGCACUUGAUGAGGUCCACUGUGAUUUCGGCCAAAAAUUUAGAAAUAAUUGUCCUGAAAAAUAGAGCACUGUGGGAAUCUGUAAAGCUCAGAAACAUCCAGGCAGAUGUGUUUGGUGAGUUUGGAGCCAAACUCUGCAGGACAAUGGCUCUGGAGUGGAAACCCUCGCUGUAAAGGUUUUUUUUUUGUUUGUUUUUGCUGUGAUCUGUAUGCAUGUCAAGGUGCCUGAGCUUUUUUCCUGUACCAGCCUUGAAUGAAAAGUAGAAUGUCAAUGAAUUGUACAUAUAUAGAUUUUUCUAUGGUAUAUGCUUAUUUAUUUCAGAAUUAGUUUAUAUUUGUAUUAAAGUGUAUAAAUUUGGGUGCAAUCAGUUAACAUUAUGCAUUUGAAGCAGUAUAUUCAUAUCGGAGAUGACCUAUUUAACUAAUAUAAUUGGUAAAUGUAUAUUAAAUUAUUUUUGCCAAGAAGAAAACUUAUUUUAUCCCUCAAAUGCACACUAUUUAUGUACUGUAUGUUCAACGCGUUGUAGUAAAAAGCACUGUUACAGCUUCAGUCUGUCUUUUGCUUGAAGUAUAGUUUGACUUGGUGGCUUAUUAAAGGAAAAG
This is a messenger RNA of Danio aesculapii, 4272 nucleotides long. It is a transcript of the gene actr3b, whose product is annotated as actin related protein 3B. NCBI's taxonomy places the organism in Eukaryota, Metazoa, Chordata, Actinopteri, Cypriniformes, Danionidae. The transcript is spliced from 12 exons. Gene Ontology annotation, cellular component: actin cortical patch. Bases 128 to 1387 code for a protein of 419 amino acids. Gene Ontology annotation, molecular function: actin filament binding. The record is from RefSeq and is a predicted model, not a curated record.